ACCUCGAAAAAUUUAACCGAACAAUAAAAAGUAAGAACAAGUGUCGUCGAAGAUUUGUGUGUAAAAGUUUGGAGAAAAUGAAAGGUAUCAUUACCAUUUUGCUCAUCUUCUCCAUUGACGCUUAUACGCAUGGCGCUCCUUUCGAUGAAUCGGCGGAAUGGGUGUCCGCGAUUGGAAAACUCGGAAGAGAACAAAAUUCGAAGGAGAGGAAUCCAUUCGUUUGGAUGCAGAAUUCUGAGCGGAAAAGAAAUGGAUCGAACGUGGAAUAUCUACAAUGGUUCGUGAAAAAUUGGAAAGAUAACGGCGAGAAGAAUAGAAAGAAAGAUAGGGAGAAAGUUUCUUUAAACUUAUCACGGUUAAAAAACAAGUCUGAUUCUUUCGAUAUCAGUUCCGAUUCCGAACAAACAAAAUUGAGAAUUUUAUCUGGUCAGAAGAAAUGGAAUUCCGUGGGGAAAAAUUCGAAUGAAGAGCAAGAAGAGAAAGAAGAAGAGGAAGAAUCUAUAGAGAAAAUGUCUGACGAGUUAAGUAUUCGUAAAAAAAGAUAUUCCGGCGAAAAAGAUUCUCGUGAAAGAAAUUCUGAUAAAAAUGAUCAUCGUGAAAAUAAUAAUUUUUCCGAAUCUUGGAAUAUGACGGAUGAAACUGAUUCGAGUUCGUUUGAAAGAUCAAAUAAAUAUUUUGAUUCGAGAAAAAAAAAAAGGAAACGCGAUUCAGAGGAAUACGAUAGUCGCAAAAGUUCGAGUUCUGGUUCCAGUUCGUGGGAGUUUGAUAGCGAUGAGGAAAAAUUCAAUGAUUAUUUAAAAGAUUUGUUAAAGGAAAACCAACAUUAUGAGGAAAUAACCGAAAUGUUGAAAAAUUACAAAACAAAUGUUUAUUACGAGAGAUUGUACGAAUGGAAUAAAGUCAAGUAUCUGGAAUGGAGGAAAAAUAUAAAAUUGAAGAAUAAAAUAUUGGACGAAAAGGAAAAUUUAAGUAUGGAGAUAUUAAGGAAAAUUUGUAAUGUAUCAACCAACAUUAAACGUAAAGAACAAGAAAAUCGAUUAAAAGACUGCGUAGGAUCUUACAUAUCUACGAAGGAUAAAUUUAAAUUUACAACGGAUUUAUCAUUGGUCCAUUUUCAAGAUACGAAUAUUAAAACAGAUGGUGAAAAAUCGCAUCCUAACAGAAGUUCCGAUAAUGGACAUAUACAUAUCGAAGGAAUGAAAAAUUCUUCGACAAACGAAGAAAAAUCUUUCGAUAAUGGAAACAGAGGUGCAACUAUUGACGAUGAACAAAAAGAAAAAAAAGAACAACAACAAGAAACAAAGUCUAGUUCGCGAAAAGAUGAGAUAGAUAAUGAUGAGAAGCCAACUGAUCGAAAUCUUGAUAAUUUAACACAAUUAAUAUGGUCUUCACGGAUUGGGACAGAAGAAAGAACAGUAACAACGAAAGAUGAAAACUUGACAAAUUUUGAGAACGAUACGAAUAGAUCGGAAGAAUCAAAUGUAAUUUGGAGUACAAUUCCUCAUAAAUAUUUACAAACUGAAUCUUCUGAAGCAUCGAAAAAUCGAUCGACGAUUUUCGAAGAAUCGAAUUCGAAUGUUAGAGAUAAUGAUCGAAACAACGAUUUGAAUAAGAAUACAAUACCGAGCAAUAAUGGAAAUGAAUAUAUACGACAAUUCGACAAUACCGAAUCAAAUGGAUCAGAGGAUUUAAAUAUUAAUGAAUCCACAGUGAUUUCAGCAAAUCAACAAACAAUUUCCCGAUCAACUUCACGAAUCGAAGCUUCUACGAUAUGGGCGAAAGAUGGAUUAACUACAAUAUCGAGUAUCAAAUUCGAAACAAUUGAUAAUAACGAUAAUUUUACUACAUCUAGCGACAUUAACUUUACAAUUGCAACAAGCAACGAUAUAAAUAAUAAUGAAUCGUUCAAUAGCUAUAAUAACGUACAGCCAAAUACUAGUUCCGAUAAGUCUAACGAAUUAAGAAAUAAAGAAACGAUAGAAGCAUCGAGUAGGAUACCAGAUACAUCAUCGUUAUCGUCUGUAUAUCAAAUAGAAAAUUCUCAAGUAGCAACUUCAAUGAUAUCUACAGAUACGAAUAACGAGCAAACAGCAACUUCUACUUCGCAAACCAUAAAUUCUAGCGAUUUUAGAGAUAAAGAUCAGAUGAUGGAAACGUGGAAUCAAAAAUCGGGAACAAAUUAUGUCGAUAAUGUUUCGAUUACAGCGAAUAUUAAUAUUGAAAUCAAUACUGUUCGGACUGAAAAUGAAACGAAUACUCUUGAUUCGAGUGUAGCAAAUACUCAAACAGCUUCAAAUUCGACGGUAGAAAAAGUACUAUCGAUUGAAACCUUAAGUCCCGAAUCAGAAAUAAUAUUUAUCGAUAUAUCGAGUAAUAAUGAAAAAGCUGAUACGGAUAAAGUAAGCGGUAUUUUGGAAAAUAAAUCAACUACCGAUGCUAAUGGAUGGACAAAUCCAGGUAACAGCGAAUCAUCGACUGCAAGAGAAAACGAAGAAACGACGAUAAAUUAUCAAAUUGAUGAUUCGAUUGUGACAAGAAAAAAAGAAGAAGCUGAAGUGUCAAACGAUUGGCAAACGAUUUUUCGUGGCAAUAACAGCAACGAACAGAAUGUUAGCGUAAUUACAAUCGAAUCGAAUAAAACUUUGAUACAAGAUGAUAAUUUAAUUAUUACCGAUAUUAAUGAACAAACAGAUUCAAUUGUUGAAACGAUAAGUGAUAAUGAAUCUACUACGAAAGAUGCACAAAUAAUAUUAUCUUUCUCCCAAACUGAAAAGUUUGAUAUAUUCAAAACGGAACGAUCGAUCGAUGAUCAAUCUAAAACUACCGAUUUUCUCAACGUCACGAAUAAUGGAAACAAUGAAACUGAUGAGAAUUCUACCAGUAUUGACGAAUCAACGAUCGAAAAAGAAGAAAUAACGACACUUUCUUCGGAAAAUUUUAUUGCUACCGAAAUAACGAUGACUCAAACAAUAUCUUCGCAAUUACCAGAAAUAAUUAUCGGAACUGGUGACGAUAUAUUUGAAAAUAGAACUGAAAAUGAGAAUAUUGAUAAAAUUACAACUUUGGAAAAUUUACAAACAACAUCGUUUUCUAUGCAAACUGAAAAAUCUAAUACAGGUGAAACGAAAGGAAGAUUAUCUAUCCAAACGGGAACAGAUUCAACCGCUUUCACAAAUGAAAUAGAGGAAAUAGAAGCAUUUUCUUCGAAUAGUAAAAAUUUUAGCGUUACGGAAGCAGAAUUGACAACUGUAAAAUUAUCUUCAAAGUUAGAAAAUGAAUUCGUAACUUUAGAAAAUAUAGAAACAACAUCGUCUUUUCUUCAGACGCUUUCGAAUAGAUCUGAAGCAAACGAACCGAUCGAAGCAUCGAGUACUCGGACUGAAAUGAUUCUUGUUGAUAACAGCACUAUUGUAUCGAUUAAUGUAAACGAUAGAACAAACAAAGCGAAUAAUAAUUUGAAAGAUAAUGAAAAAUCAACUAGUAGUGUUGAUAAAACAGAUUCAAAUAAAUUUACAACUUUGAAAGAUAUCGAAUCUGAUUAUUCGUCCAAUGAAUAUGAUAAUACUACAGAAGCGAAAGCUCAAACUGUAAAACUAGAAAUAAUCGUUUCUGAUAUCAAUGGCACUAAAAUGGAUAAUUUCAUAAUCAUUGAUAGUAGCAAUAUUUUGGAUCUUUUCAAUGUACCAACUGGCAACGUGAAAAUAAAUUCCAAUGUUAAAGAGCCAAAUACACCAAUAACGGAUACUCAAAUAUAUAAUACAGUGAUUUCAAAAGCAGUUACAUCAGCUGAAUUAAUUAUAAAUUCAAAUCCCGAACCUCUUGUAAAUGAAAUGCCUAUUAAGCGAGGAAAAUUAUCGGUAAAGAAAGUCGAUAUUAAUUAAAAUUAUAAACUAAUAUAUUACGUUACAUUAUGAUAUGUAAAUUGUAUUUUAAUUACUUUUAAUGCUUUUUCGCAAUGAUAAAUAUCUAUAUAUACAGUAAUUAUACAAAAGUAUUGUUAAUUUUACGACUAAAACUAUUUUAUUAUUAUUAAGAAUAAUAAUGGAGGAUAAAUAAUUAAAACAAUUAAAAUUAAUGUAUCUUUCUUGUCGCGUAACAUAAAUGUUAUUAUCGGUUUAAAUUACUUUGUUGCUAUAUUGUUUCGUGAAAAAAAAAUGUAUGAUUAUUAAAAUAAUACAAUAAACAAAGCAAGAUAGAGAGAUAUUGGUAUUAUCACGAAGCUAGUUGUUGUGAUGAUCGUAACGGAUCGGUGGCGUAACGAGUGUACAUUGUUCACCAACGCUGAUCCGGUGGGUAAGAUUCGUGACGGCAUGGCAGUCAUCCUGAAGCGAUCGGUCGGUACAGUGUCCGUGACACGUUCUAUAUCGGUCAGUGAUAUCUCGACCUGUCCUCGAGCGGGUCAAAGUGCGCAUUUACGACUCUCGAAUAAAGGCAACCAGUCGUGUCGACAA
This is a messenger RNA of Apis mellifera (honey bee), 4451 nucleotides long. RefSeq lists its product as uncharacterized. The transcript is spliced from 3 exons. The record is from RefSeq and is a predicted model, not a curated record. Bases 78 to 3881 code for a protein of 1267 amino acids. Lineage: Eukaryota; Metazoa; Arthropoda; Insecta; Hymenoptera; Apidae.